CGUUGCCAUAUUGCCUAGCUAGGACCACCGUUAGCGUCGUUAUCGUUUGUAUUCACACUCAAAAAGAUACAUUCUGAGUUUUGUUUAGAGAAUUUGAAAAGUUGUUUCGCUGAUUGUAAGCAUUUUGCUACAAUUUUAGUUGUCUCUAGCAUCGCCGCCACUGUGCAGGAGUGAUGCCGGAAUGAUAGAAGACUUACGUUUAGGUGCUCGAUACCCCAACUUCAAGGCUUUGGAGGCUGCUAUCGAAAAAUUUUCUAAAGAAACAAACUCUGUUUACAUAGUCAACCAUAGCAGGACUGUUGAAAUUGAAAACAAAAACCGUCCUAUUAGCAAACAGCUUCCCAGAUGUUUAAAAUACAAGAACAUAAGGUUCGCCUGUAAACAUUAUGGUAAGACUCGCAGCAACAGUAGAGGCCUCCGUCCAAAUCAAAGUUCCUUCAAGAUAGGCUGUCCAUCAUAUAUAUACGUAGCUGCUAAUACAAAGGAAUUGGUUGUAGAAAAACUUGUUACAACACACAGCCAUUCUUGUGAUCCAGAGCUUGUUUUGUUGUAUCCUGAGCGACGCAGUCUUGCAAAUGCCAGAUGUGAUGCUGAUAAUGAUCAGGGCAUUCAGGGUGGUGGUAACAAUUUAAAAACUGUCCGUGAAGAUGUUCUUGAUCUGUUGUCGCUUGGAGUUGAGAGGCGGCGCGUGCUAAACUAUGUGUGGCUGAGCACGGGGCGUCGUAUGUUCUCAGGGGAUUUGGCAAAUCUUGCUAAAGAUUUAAAAGACAACCCUCGGGACGUAUCAUCUGAAAGAGCGGAUGUGUUGCUUGCUCAGUUCAAAACAAUGGAGAGUAAGCAGAAGGGAAAUGCAAUCAAGCCCCUCAACAAGCUGGGAGCUCUCAAGGCAGUAAAACGAAAGGUUCCAUUUGCAUCAGAGACCAUUAUAAAAACUGAAGUCAUUAGUAAUGAUGAUUCAUCAGAACAGUGUUACUCUGUCAUUGAAACAGAACAGGAGGAGCAGACGUUUGAUAACACCAUGUAUAUAUCAGAUCCUAUGCAAUUGGUUUCACAGAACAAUAUUAGUGCUGAAGACAUUCAAUAUCAGUAUGAAAAUCAAGAGGGUGAAAUUGUGGAACAUGAUGGCAAUGCAACAGCUUGGAGUGAGAAUAGUAGUUUGGCUGAUGUUGUGAAAUCAAUCCUGGGACCAAAUCAGGAAGGCCCAGUGAUUCUUCAUGUCAAUAAUUAUGAUGGAGUGGCAGUUGUUCAAGUUGCUGAUCCUCAGACUUACACAACAUCAGAUGGUCAGGUUCUGGAAAGUUUUCCUGAAAACUCUCAAGCAGUUGAAGCGUCCGACACAAAUGAAGAACCACAACCUAUUACAAGACUGAUUGUAAAGAAAACUGUGACACCCAAGAAACCAGUGGUUGUCACUGCACUGUCAGAAGCCUCAAAGAAAACAACAACCAACAUUCUUAAGUCUGCACAGUUGAAAAAACCAACCAGCCCAGUAGCACAGCAGAAAUCUCAAUUGAAUCAGGAAAUAAAUGAUGACAAAUUUUCUGAUGAUGGUAAUAACUAUAGCUUGCCAGAUGAUUUGAGUGACUCUCAGAGUGACCACCGAUCUGUUUUGGAGGAGGAAAGAACUAUGUACAGAGUAAAAACUAAAAAAAUUAGGUUACAAAUUGACAAUUUAAAAAACUGCAUUGAAAGACAAGAUCUAGAAAAGAAAAAAUUGCAAUUGGAAAUCAAACUUCUCAAAAUGCAGGUUGAUGAAAAAGAGUCUCAAGUAAAGCAAAAACAAAUAAAGAAAUGAUAAAAAAAAUAAAUAUCCCAUACUUAAAUUGUUCUAUGCAGCACUCAUUGACUAUCGUGACUUUGCGCAAUGUUAAUAUUUUAAUUGAAUUUUGAAUGUGCAAUGAUGAAUUAAUACAUUUUUUCAACAGUGA
This is a messenger RNA of Frankliniella occidentalis (western flower thrips), 1928 nucleotides long. RefSeq lists its product as uncharacterized. The coding region runs from base 182 to 1795 and encodes 537 amino acids. The transcript is spliced from 7 exons. The record is from RefSeq and is a predicted model, not a curated record. NCBI's taxonomy places the organism in Eukaryota, Metazoa, Arthropoda, Insecta, Thysanoptera, Thripidae.